Ascochyta rabiei is the source of this 1389-nucleotide messenger RNA. RefSeq names its product tRNA (guanine(37)-N(1))-methyltransferase. Lineage: Eukaryota; Fungi; Ascomycota; Dothideomycetes; Pleosporales; Didymellaceae. Gene Ontology annotation, biological process: tRNA N1-guanine methylation; mitochondrial tRNA methylation. Gene Ontology annotation, cellular component: mitochondrial matrix; cytoplasm. Bases 1 to 1389 code for a protein of 462 amino acids. The transcript has 2 exons. The record is from RefSeq and is a predicted model, not a curated record.
AUGGCUGACGACAUGUUUGCGCCGCCCGUGAACCGCGCCAUGAAGGUGCUGGACCGCAGCUUCUUCCAGAAAACCGUCCCCGCCUCCGCCGCGAGAAUCUUCAAGCCGCAGGACAUUGCGCGCUGCCGCAAGGAGCUGCAGCUCAGCAAGGACACGCUGCCCAACAACCGCAUACAGCCCGUGCGGACCGAUCCCGAUGCAGACAGAGCACAAAAAGGCGGCAAGUGCCUCGUCUUGAAGCCCGAGAUUGUGCAUGACGAUCGCACGACAUGGAGCUCCAAGCUGCGCGACCUCGAGCAGAACGGCACCCUCGGCGUCAUCCCCUACGAGCUGCACCUCGACUACGACUACUUCACCUACUCGGAGAUCACGAGCGCUACCAUCCCGCCGCCCGAGAAGAAGAACGACGAUGAGAUACCCCAAGGCUUCACUCUGGCCGGCCACGUCGCGCACCUGAACCUGCGCGAACGCUACUGGCCAUACAAGCAUCUCAUCGCCACCGUCCUGGCCGACAAGAACCCCAUGGUCAAGACGGUCAUCAACAAGCUCGACAACGUCGGCACCGAGAACGCCUUCCGCACCUUCCAGUACGAAGUCCUUGUUGGCGAAGACGACCUCAAUGUCGAAGUCCACGAGCAGGGCUGUACCUUCAAGUUCGAUUUUGCAAAAGUAUACUGGAACACGCGCCUGCACACCGAGCAUGAACGCCUUUGCGACAUUUUCCAGGAAGGCGAGGCUAUCUGCGACGUAACAGCCGGCGUGGGCCCCUUCGCCGUGCCUGCAGGCAAGAAGAAGUGCUUCGUCUGGGCGAACGACCUGAACCCGGAGAGCUACAAAUCGCUGGAGGACAACGUCAAGAUUAACAAAGUUGGCGACUAUGUGCGCGCUUUCAACUCUGACGGCACCGAUUUCAUACGCACUGCGUCCGCCGGGCUGCUCACGAGCUCACACUCAGUCGACAUUAUGCCCAAGGUCAAGUUCUCGCGCAGCAACCCGCCAAAAGAGAAACCCACACCCCUGAAAACGCUGACACAGCCGCGCAUCUUCAGUCACUACGUCAUGAACCUACCCGCCAGCGGCAUCAACUUCGUUUCGAGCUUCGUCGGGCUGUACGCCAACGUUCCUGGCGUUCCUGUCGAGGAGAUUAAGAAGCUGUUUGAGGGGAAGAAUAUGCCCAUGGUACACGUGCACUGUUUCAGCACCAAGAGCGACGACAACGUGCAAGAGAAGAAGGAAAUCUGCGAAGAGCUUUCGAGGCAGAUGGGCUACACCAUCACCCCUGACAUGCCCGAGGUCGACAUCUAUGAUGUGAGGGAUGUGGCGCCCAAGAAGAGGAUGUUCUGCGCUACUUUCAGGCUGCCUGAAGAGGUCGCUUUCAGGAAGGUGUGA